UAGAUUUGGAACUUGUUGGAGUGACAAACAAUUCAAAUGCAGAAAAUGGAGAGCCUUGGAAGUAAUUCCAUUUCCAAUAGUAGUGGGAGGCUGUCAACGGAGGAGAACGACGAUGAGGAGAUUUCGAGGUUGGCAAUAUCGGCAUACCACGCUAAAGAGGAAGAGAUCGAGAGGAAGAAGAUGGAGGUUAAGGAGAAAGUUGAACUUCAGUUGGGUCGUGCUGGGGAAGAAACUAGGCGUCUCGCGCAGAUUUGGGAAGAGCUGGAAGUGAUGGGAGAUCCCAUGAGGAGGGAACUUGCAAAUGUAAGGAAGAAAAUCGACAUGGCUAAUCGAGAGCUGAAGCCGCUGGGACUGAGCUGCCAGAGGAAGGUGCAAUCUAGCAUUUUACACCAAUAUAAACAUUCGAUCAGGCAUCUACUCUGCUGGCAUUAUAUGUAUAUAUUCUUGAAAAUUAGAAGAAAAAUAAACAUCAUCUUAUCUGUCAAUAAACAGGAAAAAGAAUAUCAAGAAGCCCUGGAAAGCUUCAAUGAAAAGAACAAAGAAAAGGCUCGACUUCUGUUGACCGAGAGUGAGAAGCUGAGGAUGCAGAAGCUAGAGAAGCUGAGCAAGAACAUAGAACCAACACUCUGA
This is a messenger RNA of Pyrus x bretschneideri (Chinese white pear), 630 nucleotides long. RefSeq lists its product as uncharacterized. Lineage: Eukaryota; Viridiplantae; Streptophyta; Magnoliopsida; Rosales; Rosaceae. The record is from RefSeq and is a predicted model, not a curated record. The transcript is spliced from 3 exons. Bases 37 to 630 code for a protein of 197 amino acids.